AGUGUGGAGAGAUCCUUGCGCGGGCCGGCAGAGGAGGAGGAGGCGGUGGCGCCAUUUUGUGCUGUUCUCGGAGCCUGUAACGGAAGCGGGGAAGAGGCUUCGUCCGAGCCGCUAGCUUUUUCUGCUGUCUUUGAACAGCCCGUUUGUUUUGUCAGUGUUACCGUCGUACCCGCUUUAUCGGCUUAGCUUUCUGGUUUCUUCUUCUGAGGUCAUGGCGGAUGUGGACAAACUGAAUAUCGACAGCAUCAUCCAGCGGCUGCUAGAAGUGAGAGGAUCAAAGCCCGGGAAGAACGUCCAGCUCCAAGAAAAUGAAAUUAGAGGUUUAUGCUUGAAGUCUCGAGAAAUAUUCCUCAGUCAGCCAAUUUUGCUUGAGCUUGAAGCACCUCUUAAGAUCUGCGGUGAUAUCCAUGGGCAGUACUAUGAUUUGCUCCGACUCUUUGAAUAUGGUGGAUUUCCCCCUGAAAGCAACUACCUAUUUCUUGGUGACUAUGUGGAUCGAGGGAAACAGUCUUUGGAAACUAUAUGUCUCCUCUUGGCAUAUAAAAUAAAAUAUCCAGAAAAUUUCUUCCUCCUUCGAGGCAAUCAUGAGUGUGCCAGCAUUAACAGAAUCUAUGGAUUUUAUGAUGAAUGUAAAAGAAGGUAUAAUAUAAAAUUAUGGAAGACCUUUACAGAUUGCUUCAAUUGCUUGCCAAUAGCAGCAAUAGUAGAUGAGAAGAUUUUCUGCUGUCAUGGAGGUUUAUCCCCAGACCUUCAAUCAAUGGAGCAAAUUAGGAGAAUUAUGCGCCCCACUGAUGUUCCCGACCAGGGUCUGUUGUGUGACUUGCUGUGGUCAGAUCCUGAUAAAGAUGUUUUAGGUUGGGGUGAAAAUGACAGAGGUGUGUCCUUCACAUUUGGAGCAGAAGUUGUGGCAAAAUUUCUUCACAAACAUGACUUGGAUCUCAUUUGUCGAGCUCAUCAGGUUGUUGAAGAUGGAUAUGAGUUUUUUGCAAAAAGACAACUGGUAACGCUUUUCUCUGCCCCAAACUAUUGUGGAGAGUUUGACAAUGCUGGAGCAAUGAUGAGUGUAGAUGAAACUUUAAUGUGCUCUUUCCAGAUUCUAAAACCUGCAGAGAAAAAGAAGCCCAAUGCAAGCAGACCUGUAACACCACCUCGAGGCAUGAUAACGAAGCAGGCAAAGAAAUGAGUGUCCUUCUCUCCUUGGACUUGUAUUAUAGUAUAUAAUCACUUUUUUUUUAUUUUAAAUUGUGUAAUGUGUACUGGUCCGCUUCAUCCAUCUAGAUGUUGGUGGCUUCUUUUCUCAACUUUGUUUUGUUUCCUUUUUAAUGGAUUGUAUUUGCUACAGCGUUCACUAUUUUUGUCUUUUCUUUCAGUCUGAAAGCACAUACUGUUUUGCUCCUAAAAUGGUUUCCUUUAUGCUAGUGUUACCGUACACUCCAGGUCUCUAUCUUCAUGUAGCUUUGUACAAUUCAGAUUAACUGUAAAUGCUUGUUUACUACUUUAGUACAUAAGAGGGCACUCAAUGGCUGGUGAGACGAGGAAUGUCACUGCUAUAAAUGACAUUGUUUAUACAAACCACUGUGAAGACUUUUUUUUUUAUUUUUACUUGAUUUAAAGGGAUAUUCUUUUAAAGUCAUGUCCACAAUUGUAUAGCCAUUUUCAAUAUUAGACCUCCUCUGACUUUCCAACAUCACUGGUUUGAUGUAUAUUUAAUUAAAGCACAUUUUCCCGUACUGUAUUCUUUAACUGAAAUUAAAGCCAUUAUUUUAACCAUUGUGUUCCAUUUCCUAAAACUAGCAUCUGUACCUAUGUAUUGCUCAUGUCUUCCACAGCAGUGAAGUUUGAAUUGCGUCUGUAUUGUUUGCAUGGUUACUGAAAAAUAAAGUAAGAAUGGUUACUAAGA
This is a messenger RNA of Bufo bufo (common toad), 1900 nucleotides long. RefSeq names its product protein phosphatase 1 catalytic subunit gamma (gene PPP1CC). Gene Ontology annotation, cellular component: nucleus; cytoplasm. The record is from RefSeq and is a predicted model, not a curated record. Gene Ontology annotation, molecular function: protein serine/threonine phosphatase activity. Lineage: Eukaryota; Metazoa; Chordata; Amphibia; Anura; Bufonidae.